Diospyros lotus (date-plum) is the source of this 2117-nucleotide messenger RNA. RefSeq names its product sinalpyl alcohol oxidase Nec3-like. The record is from RefSeq and is a predicted model, not a curated record. Gene Ontology annotation, molecular function: flavin adenine dinucleotide binding; oxidoreductase activity, acting on CH-OH group of donors. Lineage: Eukaryota; Viridiplantae; Streptophyta; Magnoliopsida; Ericales; Ebenaceae. Bases 218 to 1864 code for a protein of 548 amino acids. The transcript has 4 exons.
CACCAGUAUAAAAGUCAUACUCGUGUAUCUUCCUCAUAGCAAUGGCUCUCCUCUUCUUCUCAUUAUGUGUAUAAAUAAACCACAUGCAAGCCCAUCAGGAAUUCAUAUACAGAAAUUGGUUCCUCUUGAAUAGAACACUAAUUUUAUACAAAUAUAUAUUCCAUAAUUAAUAUUUCAUUAUUUUCUAAUUAUCGAGGCUGUUGAAGAAGGAAGAAAGAUGCAGAAACCGGAGCUUUUCGCCAUAUUUUUUUUCUUCAUCUUCCUCAUUGUAUCUCAACCAAGAAUUUCUUUGGCUGCUGAUCAAUCCUAUCAACAAGAUCAGGAUUAUCUGAAGUUCGUAAGAGAUGCCAUCGAAUUUCCUUCAAGAGAGUUUUAUGAUUAUAUAGUAGUUGGCGGAGGGACAGUUGGUUGUCCUCUCGCCACCACUCUUUCAACAAGCCAUUCUGUUCUACUUUUAGAAAGGGGUAGUUCGCCUCGUGAAAGGCCAGAAGUCUUACUCCAGGCAAAUACUCUCAAUAUACUUUUAGAAGCAGAUGAUAAAGACUCACCUGCCCAACCUUUCACAUCUGAAGAUGGUGUUCCAAAUGUAAGAGGAAGAAUCCUAGGUGGGGGAACUAUGAUAAACUAUGGUUUUUACUCAAGAGCUGACCCGUACUUCUACACAAAUUCUGGCAUCGAAUGGGACAUGAAGCUUGUCAACGAGUCCUAUAAAUGGGUUGAAGAGACAAUUGUCUCCAAACCCAUUGUUGGAACAUGGUCAUCUUCAGUAAAAGAAGCACUUCUACAAGCAGGUAAUGGCCCAGAUAAUGGAUUUACGUUUGAUCACAUUAUCGGAACCAAGAUCGGAGGAUCAACCUUCGAUGGGAAUGGGCGGCGACAUGGUGCAGUUGAGCUUCUCAACAAAGCUCUAUCAAACAAUAUUCAAGUGGCGAUUCACGCCACAGUUGAGAGGGUGAUUUUCUCCUCAAAUUCACAAGCUUUGUCAGCUGUUGGAGUAAUCUAUAGCGACUCAAAGGGUAAGUUACAUCGAGCUAUGCUAAAACCCAAAGGAGAAGUAAUUUUGAGUGCGGGCACUCUUGGUAGCCCCCAGCUUUUGCUGCUAAGUGGGGUUGGUCCAAUGCCAUAUCUAUCAUCCUUGAAGAUUCCCACAGUGAAGCACCAUCCUUCAGUUGGCCAAUUUUUGGUGGAUAAUCCCACUUUUGACGUUCACAUUGCUCCUCCAUUUGAAGUACAGGAUUCUACAGUUGCAAUUGCAGGUAUAACAGAAGAUUACUAUAAGGAAGCCGUAUCAGGUCCAUUCCCUUUCAAUUCUCCCGCAAGCGUCAUCCUCUUCCCAAACCUAUCUCCUCUUGUGAACUUCACUGUACUAUCUGUACUUCACAAACUCGCAAGGCCACUCUCAUCAGGUUCACUUUCUCUAGCAUCAUCCACAAAUGUGACGGCUACCCCAAAGGUUCGCUUCAACUACUUGUCCAAUCCAACAGACUUGGCUAAGUGUGUGUUGGGAACAAAAAAUCUUGUCAAGGUGAUUAAUUCCCAAGUGAUGGAAAAGUACAAGUUUCCAGGACUAAACGGCACCAAAGAAUUUAAAUUUGUGGGGGCAUCUUUGCCGAAAGACAAAGCUGAUGAUGCAGCUUUUGAAACAUAUUGUCGCAAAAUGUUGACUACUUUUUGUCAUUACCAUGGCGGUUCUGUGGUGGGGAAGGUUGUGGAUCCUCAUUUUAAUGUUAUUGGAAUUGGUGCAUUACGAGUUGUUGAUGCAUCCACCUUUAAUUCCUCCCCAGGAACCAAUCCUCAAGCUACUCUCAUGAUGCUGGGCCGCUAUGUUGGCCUCAGGAUUCUGGAAGAGAGAGAGUCUUCAUAAGUGGGCAUGCAUGCAGAAGUUGGAAUUAAAUUAUGUCUCCUUCACUCCACUUCGCUUUGUUACUUGAAUUCAUACAUUAAUAAAGAGAAAGAUCAUCCGUAAUAAAUUGUAUGAGCUUGAUAUUUAUAAUAAUUUUUAGAUGGUAGUUUCUAUCGGUAAUUAGAAAGGCUUCGCUUGCGCAUAGGCAUGGUAUUUGCGGAAUGGAAUCUAAUUUUAUCACCACAUCGUGUGAGAGCAUAAUUUUUUGUGUUUA